Sitophilus oryzae (rice weevil) is the source of this 1006-nucleotide messenger RNA. RefSeq names its product coiled-coil domain-containing protein 134-like. The record is from RefSeq and is a predicted model, not a curated record. NCBI's taxonomy places the organism in Eukaryota, Metazoa, Arthropoda, Insecta, Coleoptera, Curculionidae. The transcript is spliced from 3 exons. The coding region runs from base 181 to 861 and encodes 226 amino acids.
GUGUAAUCAUUGUUUAUUUUUAUGAGAAAUACAUUUUCGAAGUUAUGAUCUUUUAAAGGUGAAAUCAUAGGGUGAAAUUAAUCAAAUAACCCAAGGAAUUAGGGCAUUAGGGGUUAUGUGCUUAUUUAUAAAGCUGAAGAUACAGUGAUUACAGAAGAUACUUAAAUGCAAUGAUGCAGAAUGCAGAUAUUUUUUAAUUAUAAAAUGUUUAUAAGAGUGCUAACCAGUAUUAUUUUUAUGAUUUUUCUGUGUACUAAUUUUAGCAGUCAAUUGGAAAGUAAAUCAGAAAUGGCUGAGAAACUUUAUAAAGAAUUGUUAAAAAGACAACGCAUCGAACAGUUAGCUGCAAUUAAGAGUUUUCAAAAAAUCAAGAAUUAUGAAAAACAAUAUCAGAUGAUAAAUCUUAUGGCUGAAAAAGUAUUUACCGUUAUUCAAGACAGUCGAGCUAUCAUUGAGUCUUCACCAUUUAUCCCUGGUGUAUCUGAAUUUCCUCUUGAAGAUAAAAUUCGCGAUGCCCUCUCAAAUAUUAUUGAAAACACUGCAUUGUUUUCCGAAAUAAUUCUUCGUUUUCCAGAUAUAUCUACUGCUGUUUUGAAAACUAAUAAUAAUUGGGAUAUUUUACUACAGUGGGGAAUUGGUUAUUGUUAUCAGGUCAGGUAUUUGUUGGAUGAUAAUACCAUAAAAGUAUUUGCACUAGUGAGCCAAGAACUAAAUCAUGUUCCAAGAGACUCAAAUUACAUCAAUCCUUAUCGGAAAAAGCAAAAAAUGAAAGAAGAGAAAGAAGAAGAAAUGAAGAAAGCCAAAAAGAAAAAGAAAAAACUGAAGAAGGGACCAAAAUUAUCUUUCCAUGAUGAAUUCUAAUUUGUUUGAAAGAAUUACGCUGAUUAAGUGCAGUAUUUAAAUGAGUAUUAUGUGAGCUGAUUUGUACCAGGCAGCUCAAAAUGGUUAUGUUCCUUAUUAAACUUAAAAAUGUAUUUAUUAAAAGACAAAUAAAAAGUUAUGUUAA